This is a messenger RNA of Pogona vitticeps (central bearded dragon), 18921 nucleotides long. NCBI's taxonomy places the organism in Eukaryota, Metazoa, Chordata, Lepidosauria, Squamata, Agamidae. The record is from RefSeq and is a predicted model, not a curated record.
CGUACUGUAGUCGCCCCAUUCUGGCUGCAGGGCAUCGCUGGCAUGCCAGAGUUGGAGGCGCGCAGUAGCAGCAGCAGCGGCGGCGGCGGCAAGACCGGGUUUCUGCCCUGCAGCACCAGCGCCGGCGGGGUGCCCUCUCCUCCCUGUCUCCGGGCAGGACGGCAGCUUAGCGGCUGCUGAUCCUUCCGCCCUCGCUCGGUCCGUCCGUCCCUCCAAUCUCUCUCUCUCUCUCUCAUUGCGCGUGCAAAGGAAGGGGGGGGGAACCGCCAGAGGGGGAGAAAUCCCUGCUUUCAGGGCGAGUUGCCGCCUUCCCGUCUGCUGAGUCAUGGAUUGAGGGUCUGCCUCGCUCUCACACGCGCAGACGUACACGCGCGCCCACACACACACACCGCGGAAAUCACUGACACGUCUCCAGACCGUGCCUGCUGCAGCCAUUGGGAAUCCUUACCCUCGGGCCACCAGGACCAAGGACGGAUCAUGCUCCUCCUCCUCCUCCUCCUCUUCCAGCCGCCCUCAUAGGCAAGCCGCCGCUGCCGCCGCCUUCUCGGGAGGCAGCCGCCUGCCCUCCUGCAGGCUCUCACUCCACAGCAUCCCUUCUUGCUCACCCCCAGCUCCCAAGCCCGCUUCGGCGGCCCGGAAGAGACACCCGUGUCACAGACACACUCACACGCAUUCCCAGGCACCCCUCUCUCUCUCUCUCUCACACAAAUCUCCGCUUGAGCCAUGAUCGCCGCCGCUUUCCUCGUUCUGCUGCGCCCUUACAGCAUCCAGUGUGCCCUCUUCCUCCUCCUGCUGCUGCUGGGGACGAUUGCCACGAUCGUCUUCUUCUGCUGCUGGCACCGCAAGCUCCAGAAAGGGAGGCAUCCCAUCAAAUCCGUCUUUUCGGGCCGCUCAAGGAGCCGAGAUGCUGUCAUGAGAACCCAUCACUUUCGUUCCGAGGGUUUUAGACCAAGUCCACGCCAUAUUAGAAGACGUAUAAUCCCUCGCCUUGAAGAAACACAGCCCCUAGUAGAAGCACGUCAGCUGAGUGAACAAGAAACAUCUGUCAAAAAAAGAAAAAUCAAAAAAGCCAGCAGAGUACAACCGGAAUUCUACCAUUCUGUUCAAGUCACACCAACUCGAAAGCCAAGCUCGGGAAACGCUUCUUACAGAUGCUCCAUGUCGUCCUCUGCGGAUUUUUCUGACGAUGACGAUUUGAGCCAGAAAUCUGGUUCCUUGUCUCCUGCUCCUGGUGACACCCUGCCCUGGAACCUACCUAAACACGAGAGGUCCAAAAGGAAGAUUCAUGGAGGAUCUGUGCUGGAUCCAGCUGAAAGAGCUGUGCUCAGGAUAGCGGAUGAGCGGGAUAAAGUACAAAAGAAAACAUUCACAAAAUGGAUAAACCAGCACCUUAUGAAGGUUCGGAAGCAUGUGAAUGAUCUGUAUGAAGACCUAAGAGAUGGGCAUAACUUGAUUUCUCUUUUAGAAGUUCUCUCAGGAGACACCUUGCCAAGGGAGCGAGAUUUUUUGAAGACCUUACGUUUGGUGAGUUCAACAGAAGCUUGCACGUUUGAACAGCAUGAGGAUGAGGAGGAUGAGGAUAAGGGGCCCAGAGAGAAAGGUCGGAUGCGUUUCCACAGACUACAGAAUGUACAAAUUGCACUUGAUUAUUUGAAAAGACGACAGGUGAAAUUGGUGAACAUUAGAAAUGAUGACAUAACAGAUGGGAAUCCCAAGUUGACUUUGGGAUUGAUAUGGACCAUAAUUUUGCACUUUCAGAUAUCUGAUAUCCAUGUUACUGGAGAGUCAGAGGACAUGUCUGCUAAAGAAAGAUUGCUCCUGUGGACACAGCAGACAACUGAGGGUUAUGCUGGAAUUCGUUGUGAAAAUUUCACUACCUGCUGGCGAGAUGGGAAAUUGUUCAAUGCCAUCAUUCACAAAUACAGGCCGGACCUGAUAGACAUGAAUACCGUUGCUGUUCAAAGCAACCUUGCAAAUUUAGAGCAUGCUUUUUUUGUAGCAGAAAAACUUGGCGUUGCCAGACUUCUGGAUCCCGAAGAUGUUGACGUCUCUUCACCUGAUGAGAAGUCAGUAAUCACUUAUGUGUCAUCACUUUAUGAUGCAUUUCCCAAAGUACCUGAAGGUGGUGAAGGCAUCAGUGCACAUGAUGUUGAAGUCAAGUGGGUUGAAUACCAGAAUAUGGUAAACUACCUCAUCCAGUGGAUCAGACACCAUGCCACAAUUAUGGCUGACAGAGCAUUUCCAAACAAUCCUGUGGAACUCAAGGCACUUUAUAACCAGUAUUUACAAUUUAAAGAAACAGAAAUUCCACCAAAGGAGAUAGAUAAAUCAAAAAUCAAACAUUUAUAUAAAUUACUGGAGGUUUGGAUAGAAUUUGGGCGUAUCAAACUUCCUCAAGGUUAUCAUCCAAAUGACAUAGAGAAAGAAUGGGGGAAACUUAUUAUUGCUAUGUUGGAAAGAGAGAAAAUGCUUCGACCUGAAGUUGAAAGGUUAGAAAUGCUGCAGCAGAUUGCAAACAGAGUGCAGCGAGACAGCCUGAGCUGUGAAGACAAACUAAUACUGGCUCGAAAUUCUGUGCAAUCAGAUGCAAAGCGAUUAGAAUCAGGUCUGCAGUUUCAAAAUGAAGCAGAGAUUGCGGGUUAUCUACUUGAAUGUGAGAAUUUACUGCGCCAGCAAGUCAUGGAUGCCCAGAUUCUCAUUGAUGGAAAAUAUUAUCAAGCAGACCAACUGGUCCAGAGGGUUGCAAAACUUCGAGAUGAGCUUAUGGCCUUAAGAGCAGAUUGUUCCUCUAUCUACAGCAAGGGAAGGACACUGACGACAGAACAGACCAAGAUGAUGAUAUCAGGAAUAACACAAAGCUUAAACUCAGGAUUUGCACCAAACCUAAGCCCUAGUUUAAACUCUGGACUGAACCAGGGCUUAUCACCCUCCUUGACUUCAUCCAGUUUAACAUCAGGUUUAUCAUCAGGUCUUUCUUCAAGACUGACUCCAGCCAUCACCCCUGCAUACACACCAGGUUUUCCACCACGGUUAAUUCAAAGUUAUGUAACUGGAGUUGACACUGGUACACUUCAGACACUCAAACUGAUGCAGGUCCGAAAACCCUUGAUGAAAUCAGCAUUUAUUGAUCAGAAUUUGACGGAGGAGGAAGUCAAUAUGAAAUUUGUUCAGGACCUCUUAAGAUGGGUUGAUGAAAUGCAGGUACAACUUGAUCGAGUUGAAUGGGGUUCGGAUUUGCCAAGUGUUGAAAGCCAUGUGGAAAAUCACAAGAAUGUUCACAAAGCAAUUGAAGAAUUUGAGUCAAGCCUUAAAGAAGCAAAAGUCAGCGAGAUCCAAAUGACUGCUCCCCUUAAACUCAGCUAUGCAGAAAAAUUGCACAAACUGGAAAGCCAAUAUGCAAAACUCUUGAAUACAUCAAGAAAUCAGGAAAGACACCUUGAUACCCUUCACAAUUUUGUAUCACGUGCUACCAGGGAACUUAUUUGGUUGAAUGAGAAAGAGGAGGAGGAGGUUGCAUAUGACUGGAGUGAAAGAAACACAAAUAUAGCAAGGAAAAAGGAGUACCAUGCAGAACUGAUGAGAGAAUUGGAUCAGAAGGAAGAAGUUAUUAAAUCAGUCCAAGAAAUAGCAGAACAGCUGCUCUUCGAAAACCACCCUGCAAGAUUAACUAUUGAGGCUUAUCGAGCUGCAAUGCAAACACAGUGGAGCUGGAUUUUACAGCUUUGCCAAUGUGUUGAACAGCAUCUAAGAGAAAACAUUGCAUAUUUUGAGUUUUUCAAUGAUGCCAAAGAGGCUGCAGAAUACUUGAAGAAUUUAAGAGAUGCUGUACAUCGAAAAUACAGUUGUGAUCGAUCCAGCAGUAUUCAUAAACUGGAAGACCUGAUCCAAGAGUCCAUGGAAGAAAAAGAACAGCUCCUACAGUAUAAGAGCACAGUGGCAGGCCUUGUGGGAAGAGCCAAGACAAUAGUUCAGCUGAAGCCAAGGAACCCUGAUAAUCCACUCAAGACAUCCAUUCCAAUUAAAGCCAUCUGUGACUACAGACAAAUUGAGAUAACCAUUUACAAAGAUGAUGAAUGUGUCCUGGCGAGCAACUCCCAUCGUGCAAAAUGGAAAGUGAUUAGUCCGAGUGGUAAUGAGGCCAUGGUACCCUCUGUGUGUUUUACUGUCCCUCCACCCAACAAAGAAGCAAUAGACACAGCAAACAGAAUUGAGCAGCAGUAUCAGAAUGUCCUUGCUCUGUGGCAUGAAUCACAUAUUAACAUGAAGAGUGUGGUCUCCUGGCACUACUUGACAAAUGAAAUUGAAACAGUUCGAGCUAGUAAUGUUGCUUCGAUAAAAACUCUCUUGCCAGGUGAACAUCAGCAAGUUUUAAGUAACUUGCAGUCCCGCUUUGAUGAUUUUCUUGAAGACAGCCAGGAAUCUAAGGUCUUUUCUGUUGCUGACAUUGCACAGUUGGAAAGGGAGGUGAAUGUCUGCAAGCAGUAUUACCAAGAACUCCUGAAGUCUGCAGAAAGAGAAGAGCAUGAGGAAUCUGUUUACAACCUAUAUAUCUCAGAAGUUCGGAACAUCAGACUUCGUUUGGAGAAUUGUGAAGAUCGUUUGAUAAGGCAGAUUCGAACCCCACUGGAGAGAGAUGACCUGCAUGAAAGCGUGUUUCGGAUUUCAGAACAAGAGAAACUGAAAAAAGAGCUGGACCGACUCAAAGAAGACUUGGAAACCAUCACAGACAAAUGUGAUGACUUCUUUAAUCAAGCUGCUGGUUCACCCUCAGUCCCCACUUUGCGAUCAGAGCUUAACCUUGUGAUUCAGAAUAUGAAUCAGAUUUAUUCAAUGUCUUCCAUUUACAUAGAAAAGUUAAAAACUGUAAAUUUGGUUCUCAAAAACACUCAAGGAGCUGAAGCACUAGUAAAACUGUAUGAGACAAAACUAUGUGAAGAAGAUCCAUUAACUGCUGACAAGAGUAAUAUUGACGGCUUGAUGAAUACAUUAAAGCAAUGGCGAUCAGAGGUUGAUGAAAAAAGAGAAGUAUUCCAUGCCCUUGAAGAUGAACUGCAAAAAGCCAAGGCAAUUAGUGAUCAAAUGUUUAAAACACACAAGGAACGUGACCUUGACUUUGACUGGCACAAAGAGAAGGCAGAUCAGUUAACUGAAAGAUGGCAAAAUGUUCAUUCUCAGAUUGAAAACAGAUUGCGUGAUUUAGAGGGUAUAAAUAAAUCUUUAAAGUACUACAGAGAUAGCUAUGGUGCACUUGAUAACUGGAUUAAACAAGUUGAAGAAACCCAACAAAAGUUUCAGGAAAAUCCACCUCAGAACAGUAAAGCUCUGGCCAAACAACUAAGCCAGCAAAAGAUGUUAGUGUCCGAAAUUGAGAUGAAACAAAAUAAACUAGAUGAAUGCCAGAAACACGCAGAACAAUAUUCAGCUGCAGUAAAGGACUAUGAGUUGCAAACAAUGACAUAUAGAGCCAUGGUUGACUCCCAGCAAAAAUCUCCUGUGAAACGCCGAAGAAUGCAGAGCUCCUCGGAUUUUAUUAUCCAGGAGUUUAUGGAUUUACGGACACGUUAUACAGCUUUGGUAACUUUGAUGACUCAAUAUAUCAAGUUUGUUGGUGAUUCAUUGAAAAGGCUAGAAGAGGAAGAGAAGUCAGUAGAAGAGGAAAAGAAAGAACAUGUUGAGAAGGCUGGGGAUUUGCUGAAAUGGGUGUCAAACAUCACCAAGAGCCUGAGCACAGGGGGAGGAGAGCAGCCUGAAAAAUCACAGUUUCUUAAGAAACAGAUUCCUGCUGAUGAAUUAUCAAGCAAGAAAGAACAAAUAUCAGAGGCUUUGCAAACAGCACAGUCAUUUUUGGUGAAGCAUGGUGAUAAAAUGACAGAGGAAGAGAAAAAUGAAAUGGAAAACCAUGUAAGGUCCCUGCAAGAGGGUUAUAAAUUGUUGUCUAAUGAAGAUUUGAAAAAGUUGCAGGAGGAACAAAGUCUAGAUGAUGAAAAUAUGGAUGAAAAGGACUUGGCAGAACAACACCAGGAAUUCAAAGAGAAGCUACAGGAUAUAUGUGAUCUCCUCACACAGACUGAAAACCAGCUGAUUGGCCACAAAGAAUCUCUUGUUAUUGAAGAUAGCAAGGCAGAGCUUCAACGGUACCAAGCAGAACAGGAGGAGUUGCAAAAAGAUAUGCAAGCAAACACUCAGGCAUUGGCAGAAAUAGUGAAAAAUACGGAAAUGUUCUUGAAAGAAAAUGGAGAAAGACUCCGACAGGAAGACAAGAUUUCUCUUGAAAAGAAGUUGAACGAAGCAAAGACCAAAUGUUUGCUGCUUAGCCAGAAGGCAGAAGAGUCCAGAAAAGAGCUGGAUAAAGCUGUGACAACAGCUAUCAAGCAGGAAACAGAAAAGGUUGCAGCUAGAGAACAACUGGAGGAGAGUAAAAGUACAAUAGAAAAUCUUUUGGACUGGUUGUCAAAUGUAGACGAGGAGGCUGGGCACGGGAAUAAGAAGCCAACAAUCAGACAGAAUGGCACACAUUUCCAAGAAGAGGAUGUGGAGGGUUUGGUUGGAGAGGAAGAUGAAGUCAAUGGUAACUUAUUAGAAAUCCAGCAGGAGAAUGAAACUCAACUAGAUGGACAGCUCAGAGCCUCAGAGGAUAACCUCAACAUGCAGUAUCAGAAAGCUAAGGCUCAACAUGAGAAAAUUAUUUCUCAGCAGCAAGCUGUCAUCAUAGCUACACAAUCUGCCCAAGCUCUGCUCGAGAAGCAAGGGCAUCACCUUUCCCCAGAAGAAAAAGAAAAGAUUCAGAGGAACAUGAAGGAACUGAAGGUGCAGUACGAUGCUGCCUUAGCCGAGUCGGAGCAGAAGCUGAAGUUAACACGUUCCUUGCAAGAGGAGCUUGAAAAGUUCGAUGCAGACUAUGGCGAAUUUGAAAACUGGCUCCAACAGGCAGAGCAGGAGCUCGAGAACCUGGAGACGGGGGCCUCAGACUUUGGUGGCAUUAUUGCCAGACUGAAGAGGCAGAAGAGCUUUUCUGAAGAUGUCAUUUCUCACAAAGGAGACUUGCGCUACAUCACCAUUUCUGGACAGAGAGUAUUGGAUGCUGCCAAGUCAUGUAACAAAAGGGAAGGCGUCAAAUAUGAUAAAGAAGGUAUUGAUACUUCAUCGACUUACACAGAGGUACAGAAUAAAUUAGAUGGCGCAACUGGUCGCUUCAAGUCUCUCUACUCCAAGUGCAGUAUCCUUGGAAAUAACCUCAAAGAUCUGGUGGAUAAAUAUCAGAAUUAUGAGGAUAUCUCAUCUGGACUUCUGUCAGGGCUCCAGGGCUCUGAAGAAGCUGUGAAUAAACACCUGUCCGAACCAGUUGCAGCAGAUCCGAAAAAUCUUCAGAGACAGUUAGAAGAAGCCAAGGUGCUCCAGGGGCAGGUGUCUGGUCAUCAAGUUGCUGUAGAGAAACUGAAGAAAGCGGCUGAACUGCUUUUUGACACUAGAGGAGAACUGCUACCUGACAAAGAUGAAAUCCAGAAUACAAGAGAUACAAUUGUAGAUAAAUUUAACCACUUAUCCAAAGCAGUGAAUGAUCGCAAUGAGAAACUCCAGAUCACUCUGACACGUUCAUUAAGCGUUCAGGAUGGAUUGGAUGAAAUGCUUGAUUGGAUGAAUGGUGUUGAGAAGAGUCUUGAGGACCAAGGUCAAGUGCCUUUGAAUUCUGCUGCUCUUCAGGAUGUGAUCAGUAAAAGUAAAGCACUAGAGCAGGAUAUUCAAGGUCGUCAAAGCAGCUUGAAUGCCAUGAAAGAAAAAAUGAACAAAUUCAUGGAAACAGCAGAUCCAUCUACUGCAUCCUCUUUGCAAGCUAAAAUGAAUGAACUUUCUGAACGGUUUUGUGAAGCAAGUAAUAAGCACAAGAAAAAACGUGAACGAAUGGAAGGAUUGAAAACAAAGGUGGAAUUGUUUGAGUGCCUGUCUGAUAAACUUCAGUCAUUCUUGGACAAGAAAACUCAGGCUUUCAGUGAGGCUGACAUCCCAGGAAAGGAUGUUACUGAGAUGUCCCUAUAUGUGCAGGAAACUAGCACAGAAUUGAAAGAACAGAAGAAAGAUCUUGAAGUUUUGCAACACCUCAUUGAAGAACUUUCUGCUCAUGCUCUUCCUGGGGACAAAUCUUUAGUAUUAGAGAAAGUAAAUGGCCUAUCAAAAAAGUUUAAGGAAAUGGAACAGACCAUACAACAAAAGGAAGAAGAUGUGUCCUCUUGCCAGCAACAAAUGGAUGCAUUCAAGCUUGAUGUAGGGUCUUUAAAGCAAUGGAUAGACAACAUGACUGAAAGAAUUCCAGAUGUGCACUCCUCUUUAAACAUGGACACUUUAAAGAAACACCUGCAAAGCACCAAGAAUUUGGAAGAUGAAUGGAAUUUAAAAGCACCUGAUGUUCAGAAAAUGAUUAGCAGAGGAGCAGUAUUAUGCAACCUGAUUAAUGCUGUGACUUCUCCAGCAAAGUCAAAAGGAGUAAAACCAACUGUAACUGGGACAGUGCUAAAUGGCGAAGGGGCAGCCACAGGUACCCAGGAUUUCCUGUCAAACAAAGAACUGACCACUGUCCAACAAAACAUGUCAACUAUACAACAUAGUUAUGAUGAUUUGGGAGCAGUGCUGAAGGAAAAAAUAUCUGAAUUGGAAUCAAUGCUUUUAAAUAUGCAAAAUAUUCAAGAAGAGUCAAAUUCAAUGAUAGACUGGUUACAGAAAAUGGACACUGCUGCAGCUAAAUGGGAAACAGCUCUUCUUGACACUGAAGCAGUUAAAGAACAAGUGGAGCAACAUAAGCUGUUUGAAACAGAAUUGAAGCAGAAUGAAAAUAAAGUGCAAGAGCUGAAGGACAGAGUCACAGAGCUCUUAGAGAAGAACCAAGAGUCUCCUGAGGCACCAAAAUGGAAACAGAUGUUGAAUAAGAUUGAUUCCAAAUGGAAAGAACUCAGUCAGGUAACAGCUGACAGACAGAAGAAACUGGAAGAGUCAUCAAAUUAUCUGACCCAGUUCCAGACAACUGAGACUCAAUUAAAACAGUGGCUAGCGGAAAAAGAAUUAAUGAUCAGUGUGCUGGGACCACUGUCAGUUGAUCCAAAUAUGCUGAACACCCAGAAACAGCAAGUUCAGAUUUUGCUCAAAGAGUUUGAUACUCGAAAGCCCCAAUAUGAACAGUUAAGUACAGCAGGACAAGGAAUACUGGAAAGACCGGGUGAACACCCACCAUCUCAUGAAACAGUGAAGCAACAGCUAGCCGCUGUAACACAGAAAUGGGGUGACUUAACUGGACAGCUAAGUGACCGACAUGGCCGAAUUCACCAGGCCAUUGUCAAAAGCACAGAAUAUCAAAACUGUCUGAGAAGCCUUUCUGAAAAAUGUAGUGCCCUGGAUAAUAAACUCAGUCAGAGUCUGGCUGUAAGUACAGAACCUGAUGCUGUGAAGCAGCAGCUUGAAUUGGCGCGAGAAGUGAAAGAAGAAAUAGAAAAGGAAAUGCCGAACAUAAAUACUGCUCAAGUUUUGUGUGAGGAAUUGUCAGCGUUGGUAGCUGAAGAUUACUUGAAAGCAGAACUUUCUAGGCAACUAGAUGGUGUCUUAAAACCCUUUAAGGAUAUGGAACAAAAAGCAGGCAAUCACAUUGAACAACUUCAGUCAACUUACGUUAGUUCUCAUCAGUUCCAGCAAAUGUCUAAGGAAUUUCAGGCCUGGUUGGAUAAAAAGAAAGAAGAACAGAGUAAUUUCUGUCCCAUCUCUACCAGGCUCGAGACUUUGUGGUCAUUAAUUGAUGAUCAGAAAGAGUUCAAGAUGACGUUGUCUGACAAGAUUGGUUCUUAUGACAAAAUAAUAGCUGAAGGUGAAAGUUUGCUGCAGAAGAUUCAAGGGGCAGAGAAGGCAGAGCUGCAGUCCCAGUUGAACUUACUUAAAGGUAACUGGGAGGAAAUGAACAAGCAAGUUAAGGAAAGGCAGGAUAAAUUAAAUGAUUGUCUGGAAAAAGCCCUCAGAUACAAAGAGCAUGUAGAAAAUCUGCAACCCUGGAUAGCAAAGUGUCAAAGCUACUUGUCUGAAAUCAAGAUGGGUAUCGAUCCUGUGGAACUAGAGAAUUCCAUCACUCAAGUAAAAGCCUGGCAGAAGGAUUUAGACAAGCAUCAAGGGAUGGUGGAGCUAUUAAAUAAUGCGGCAGAGACUUUUCUCAGUGCUUGUGAGACAGAUAAAGACGUUAUUGAAGAGGAGAAGAAUCUGCUGAUUGAAAAAAUGGAUAAAAUCACAGAAGAAUUGCAAACAAAGCAAGACAGACUGGAAACAAUGUUACAGAAACUGAAAGAGUUUCAAGAAUCAUCCAAGGAAAUUCAAGAGCAGUUGAAGAAUUCCAGGGAGCACCUGGAAGUGCAUGAUGCUCUUAAACCCCAGACGUACAGCAAUAAACAUUUGACAAUAAUGCAGACUCAGCAGAAAGUACUCCAGACCUUAAAGACUCAAGUGGACCUGGCCAAAAAGCUUGCCCAAGAACUAGUGGUGGAUGCUUCGGAUUCAGCAGGUGUCUGUGAUAUCUUAUUGCAAGCAGAAGCAUUGGAAGAAGAGUACAACACUGUCAGCCAGGAGACUGAAGAUAAAUGUUCCUUCCUGGAGACUAAACUCCAAGGAAUUGGCCAUUUCCAAAACACCAUCCGGGAGAUGUUUUCUCAGUUUGCGGAAUUUGAUGAUGAGUUGGAUAGUAUGGCAUCUGUGAGCAGGGAUCUUGUCACACUGCAGGCACAGCGGGAGGAUAUCAAAACAUUCUUGAAAAAAUUAGAGGAGCUCAUAACCAGUAAUGAAAAUGCAAACAAAAUGUGUAAAGCCAUGUUAGCAAGUGAAGCUGAAGCUUCUCCUGAUCUAGUGGGAAUAAAAAGAGACUUAGAGGCUUUAAACAAGCAAUGCAACAAGUUACAUGAUAGAGCAAGAGCUAGAAAAGAACAAAUUGAAGGGACCAUUAACCGUAUGGAAGAAUUCUACAGUAAACUAAAAGGGUUUUCCAGUCUUCUGGUAGAAGCUGAAGAACAUGAAGAUUCCCAAGGUCCUGUUGGAAUGGAAACAGAGACUAUUAAUCAACAGCUGAAUGUAUUUAAGGUAUUUGAGAAAGAAAAGAUUGAGCCAUUGCAGGUUAAGCAACAGGAGGUAAAUUGGUUGGGGCAAGGCCUCAUUCAGAGUGCUGCUAAAAAUGCCAGUACUGAAAACCUUGAGCAUGAUCUUGAGGAUGUUAACACGAGAUGGAAAACUCUCAACAAAAAGGUGGCUCAAAGAGCAGCCCAACUGCAAGAAGCAUUACUACAUUGUGGGAGGUUUCAAGAUGCUCUUGAAUCUAUACUUAGCUGGCUCAUUGACACUGAAGACCUGGUGGCUAAUCAAAAGCCUCCAUCUGCCGAGUUUAAGGUGGUGAAGGCCCAAAUACAGGAGCAGAAACUUCUCCAGAGAUUGCUAGAUGAUCGCAAACCCACUGUUGAAUUGAUCAAGCGUGAAGGGGGGAAAAUCGCAGAGUCAGCAGAGCCUGCUGAUAAAGAGAAGAUCUUGAAACAGCUGAGCCUCCUGGAUAGCAGAUGGGAUGCAUUGCUUGAUAAAGCAGAAACAAGGAAUCGCCAGUUGGAAAGUAUCUCAGUUGUGGCCCAGCAGUUCCAUGAAGCUUUAGAACCAUUGGUGGAAUGGCUCACUGCCACAGAAAAGAGGCUUUCAAAUUCAGAACCCAUUGGUACACAGGCUUCCAAACUACAAGAACAGAUUUCUCAACAUAAAACCUUAGAGGAAGACAUCACCACUCACAAUAAAAACUUGCAGCAAGCUAUUUGUAUUGGUCAUGCUUUAAAGACUUUGAGCUCCAGAGAGGAUAAAGAAAUGGUCCAGGAGAAACUAGAUUCUUCAGAGGCUCGGUAUACUGAGAUUCAAGAGAAAGGCAACAGUAGGGCUGGGCUUCUUCAACAAGCCUAUUGCAAUGCUCAGAUUUUUGGAGAGGAUGAAGUUGAACUGAUGAAUUGGCUGAAUGAAGUGCAUGAAAAACUGAGCAAGCUGGCAGUCCAAGACUACAGUACUGACUUACUAAGGAAGCAACACUCUGAAAUACUGGUUCUUCAAGAAGAGAUUCUGCUCAGAAAGCAGAAUGUUGACCAGGCUAUACAAAAUGGUUUGGAGCUCCUCAAGCAAACUACAGGUGAUGAAGUUGUCAUAAUUCAGGACAAAUUGGAAGGCAUUAAAGCACGAUACAAGGACAUCACAAAGCUCAGCUCUGAUGUGGCCAAGACUUUAGAACAGGCUCUACAGCUUUCAGAUCAGCUGCAAUCAGUUCAUGAGAAACUCUGCACUUGGCUUGACAAAGUGGAGGUAGAAUUACUUUCAUAUGAUUCCCAAGUCCCGAAAGGGAAAGAGAUGAAUCAAGUGCAGGAAAGACAUAAGGAACUGAAGAAAGAAGCAAAGGACAAUAAGGGCUUAUUGGAUACCCUCAAUGAAGUCAGCAGUGCUUUGUUGGAACUGGUGCCAUGGAGGGCACGAGAAGGGAUAGACAAGAUGGUUACAGAAGACAAUGGACGUUACAGAUCAGUGAAUGAAAGUAUUACUCAGAAAGUGGAAGAAAUUGAUGCUGCCAUUUUAAGAUCGCAGCAGUUUGAUCAAGCAGCUGAUGCUGAAUUAGCCUGGGUUGAAGAAACAGAAAAGAAACUGAUGUCUCUGGGUAAUAUUAGGCUUGAACGUGACCAGACCACUGCUCAGCUACAAGUUCAAAAGGCAUCCACCAUGGAGAUUUUGAAACACAAGGACACAAUAGAAGAACUUGUUACAUCUGGGGACGAGAUUAUGAAGACGUGCACAGAAGAGGAGAAGCAAACAAUGAAGAAGAAGCUGGAAAGUAUUUUAGAGAAAUAUGAUACGCUUUGUCAAGUGAACUCCAAGAGGAAUCUGCAGCUGGAAAGGGCUCAGUCUCUAGUUAGCCAGUUCUGGGAGACUUAUGAAGAGAUUUGGCCAUGGUUAACCGAAACAGAAACAGUCAUCUCACAGCUUCCAGCACCAGCUCUUGAAUAUGAAAGUCUAAAGCAGCAACAAGAAGAACAUCGGCAACUACGAGAGUCAAUUGCUGAACACAAGCCUCAUAUAGAUAAGAUGAACAAAACUGGCCCUCAGCUUCUGGAGCUGAGUCCACGGGAAGGUUUUUCAAUCCAAGAGAAAUAUAUAGCAGCUGAUGCCCUUUAUAGUCAAAUAAAAGAAGAUGUCAAAAAGCGAGCUCAGGCUCUGGAUGAGGCCAUUUCUCAGUCUACUCAGUUCCAUGACAAGAUAGAUUCAACCAUUGAGAGUCUGCAGCGGAUCGUGGAACGUUUGAGACAGCCACCUUCAAUCUCUGCUGAAGUUGAGAAGAUUAAAGAACAGAUCAGUGAGAAUAAGAAUGUGUCUGUGGACUUGGAAAAACUCCAGCCUGUGUAUGAAACACUCAAACAGCGUGGGGAAGAGAUGAUUGCACGUUCGGAAGGAGCUGAUAAGGACAUAUCUGCUAAAGUGGUCCAAGAUAAGCUCAGUCAAAUGAUUUUGAUCUGGGAAGACAUCCAUACCCUGGCUGAAGAAAGAGAGGCCAAACUGCUUGAUGUCAUGGAAUUAGCAGAGAAAUUCUGGUGUGAUCACUUGGCCCUUGUGGCUACUAUUAAAGAUACUCAGGAUUUCAUCAGAGAGCUAGAAAGAGCUGGUAUUGACCCCUCAGUAGUGAAACAACAGCAAGAAGCAGCAGAGACUAUCAAAGAAGAGAUAGAUGGAUUACAGGAAGAACUAGAUGCCGUUGUGAACCUUGGCUCUGAACUCAUAGCUUCUUGUGGAGAACCUGACAAGCCUUUAGUCAACAAGAGCAUAGAUGAGCUAAAUUCUGCUUGGGAUAGUUUAAACAAAUCAUGGAAAGAGCGUGUUGACAAGCUUGAGGAGGCCAUGCAGGCUGCUGUUCAGUAUCAAGACGGGUUGCAGGCUGUAUUUGACUGGGUGGAUAUUGCUGGCAGUAAAUUGGCUUCAAUGUCACCAGUUGGAACAGACCUAGAAACAGUGAAACAGCAAACAGAAGAACUGAAGCAAUUUAAGAAAGAAGCCUAUCAACAACAGAUAGAAAUGGAACGGCUAAAUCACCAAGCCGAGCUAUUGCUAAAGAAGGUGACAGAAGAGAGUGAUAAGCACACUGUACAAGAUCCUUUGUCUGAACUGAAGCUAUUGUGGGAAAGUCUGGAGGAUAAAAUUGUUAGCCGACAGCAUAAGCUGGAGGGCGCCUUGUUAGCUUUGGGGCAGUUCCAGCAUGCUUUAGAUGAGUUGCUGACAUGGCUGACACACACAGAAGACCUGCUGAAUGAUCAGAAGCCUGUGGGUGGGGACCCGAAGGCUAUUGAGAUUGAACUCGCCAAACAUCAUGUGCUGCAAAAUGAUGUCUUAGCUCACCAGUCUACUGUGGAAACAGUUAAGAAAGCAGGAAAUGACCUGAUUCAAUCAAGUGCUGUUGAAGAAGCAAGUAGUCUACAAAGCAAGCUGGAACUUCUGCAUCAACGAUGGCAAAAUGUGCUGGAAAAAACAGGGAAAAGAAAACAGCAGCUGGACAGUGCAUUGAUCCAGGCACAGGGUUUCCAUGGUGAAAUUGAAGAUCUGCAACAGUGGCUGACAGAAACCGAACGUCAGCUUUUGGCAUCGAAGCCUGUUGGUGGUUUACCAGAGACUGCAAGAGAGCAGCUUAAUACCCAUAUGGAGCUUUGUGCUGCCUUCAAUGCUAAAGAAGAAACGUUUAAAUCUCUAAUGCAAAAGGGCCUACAGAUGCUUCAAAGCCGUCCAGAGUCUGUUGAAACAAAUGUUGAGCAAGACAUAAAUAACCUCAAAGAAAAAUGGGAAUCUGUAGAAACAAAGCUCAGUGAAAGAAAGAUCAAACUAGAAGAAGCCCUCAGUUUAGCAAUGGAGUUUCACAAUUCACUGCAGGACUUCAUCAACUGGCUUACUCAAGCUGAGCAAACCUUGACUGUGGCUUCUCGGCCAAGUCUUAUCUUGGACACUGUUUUGUUUCAAAUUGAUGAACACAAGGUCUUUGCCAAUGAAGUGAAUGCCCACCGUGAUCAGAUUAUUGAGCUAGACAAAACUGGAACACAUUUGAAAUAUUUCAGCCAGAAACAGGAUGUUGUCCUCAUUAAGAAUCUGCUGAUCAGUGUCCAGAGUAGGUGGGAAAAAGUAGUUCAGCGUUUAGUGGAAAGAGGAAGAAGUUUGGAUGAUGCAAGGAAGCGUGCAAAGCAGUUCCAUGAAGCUUGGCACAAACUUACAGAAUGGCUAGACGAGUCAGAAAAGGCUUUGGAUACAGAGCUUGAAAUUGCAAACGAUCCAGACAAAAUUAAGAUGCAGCUUGCCCAGCACAAGGAGUUCCAAAAAGCCCUUGGAGCAAAACAUUCUGUAUAUGACACCACCAACAGAAGUGGCCGUUCCUUAAAAGAAAAAACUUCCCUUGCUGAUGACAAUUUGAAACUGGAUCAUAUGCUAAGUGAACUCAGAGACAAAUGGGAUACAGUCUGUGGAAAAUCUGUAGAAAGACAAAAUAAACUGGAAGAAGCCCUUCUCUUUUCUGGACAAUUUACUGAUGCUCUUCAGGCUCUCAUAGAUUGGCUUUACAAAGUGGAACCGCAGUUGGCCGAAGAUCAGCCUGUGCAUGGAGACAUUGAUUUAGUGAUGAACUUAAUAGAUAACCACAAAGGCUUCCAGAAAGAACUGGGAAAGAGGACAAGCAACAUCCAGGCUCUGAAACGCUCUGCCCGUGAACUGAUAGAAAGUAGCCGUGAUGAUUCUUCCUGGGUAAAAGUCCAAAUGCAAGAACUCAGCACUCGGUGGGAUACAGUGUGUGCGUUGUCUGUCUCGAAGCAAACACGGUUGGAACAGGCCCUCCACCAGGCUGAGGAAUUCCACUCUGUGGUGCAUGUUCUCUUGGAAUGGCUGGCUGAGGCUGAGCAGGCCCUUCGUUUCCAUGGUGUUCUCCCAGAUGAUGAAGAGGCUCUGCGUACACUAAUAGAACAACAUCGAGAGUUUGUGAAGAAACUGGAAGAAAAAAAGGCUGAGCUAACUAAAGCCACAGGUAUGGGAGAGGCUAUCCUGGCUAUCUGCCACCCAGACUCCAUCACGACCAUUAAGCACUGGAUAACAAUCAUCCGAGCAAGGUUUGAAGAGGUGUUAGCCUGGGCAAAGCAACAUCAACAGAGAUUGGCAGGAGCCUUGGCUGCCCUUAUUGCUAAUCAGGAGCUGUUGGAAGCAUUAUUGUCCUGGCUACAGUGGGCAGAGACAACUCUCACGGAAAAGGAUAAGGAGGUCAUUCCUCAGGAGAUUGACGAUGUCAAAGCACUUAUUGCUGAGCAUCAGACAUUCAUGGAGGAAAUGACUAGAAAGCAGCCUGAUGUGGAUAAGGUUACUAAGACACAUAAAAGAAAAGCAGCUGAAACAGGUCCAAUCCAGUCUCAUAUUCCUGUGCUUGAUAAAGGUAGAGGAGGAAGAAAGCGUUCCCCGACACCAAGCAUAUAUCCUUCAGGCUCUCAGGCCCAAAUUGAAACCAAGAACCCACGGGUAAACCUCUUAGUCAGUAAAUGGCAGCAAGUCUGGCUUUUGGCGCUGGAAAGAAGAAGGAAACUUAACGAUGCUUUAGACCGAUUAGAGGAGCUGAGGGAAUUUGCCAACUUUGAUUUUGAUAUUUGGCGGAAAAAGUAUAUGCGCUGGAUGAACCAUAAGAAAUCUCGAGUAAUGGACUUCUUUAGGAGGAUAGAUAAAGAUCAAGAUGGAAAGAUAACGAGGCAGGAGUUUAUUGAUGGGAUUCUUUCUUCAAAGUUUCCUACUAGUCGAUUGGAAAUGAGUGCAGUAGCAGAUAUAUUUGACAGAGAUGGUGAUGGAUAUAUUGACUAUUACGAGUUUGUAGCAGCACUUCAUCCAAAUAAGGAUGCAUAUAAGCCUCUGACAGAUGCAGAUAAAAUUGAAGAUGAGGUAACAAGGCAAGUAGCAAAAUGUAAAUGUGCAAAGCGAUUCCAGGUGGAGCAGAUUGGUGAUAACAAGUAUAGAUUCUUCCUGGGAAAUCAGUUUGGUGAUUCCCAGCAACUCCGUCUUGUCCGUAUUCUGAGAAGUACUGUAAUGGUUCGAGUUGGAGGUGGAUGGAUGGCAUUAGAUGAGUUCCUAGUGAAAAAUGAUCCCUGCAGAGUUCAUCAUCAUGGGAGUAAAAUGUUACGUUCGGAAUCAAACUCUUCAAUUACCACUCAGCCUACUAUAGCAAAGGGGAGGACGAACAUGGAGCUGCGUGAGAAGUUCAUCUUGGCUGAGGGAGCGAGCCAAAGCAUGGCUGCCUUCCGAGCCCGGGGGCGCAGAUCACGACCGUCUUCAAGGGGUGCUUCGCCCAACAGGUCCACAUCAGUAUCAAAUCCACCUGCUCAAGGAGGUCCAGCGCCAGCACCAGUUGCUGCCAGCACACCUAAGACACCCCAUCAUUUAACACGCAACUAUGGUAAACCAUGGUUGAUAAACAGCAAAACGUCAUCUCCUUGUAAACCACCAGAGUGCCCUGAAUAUCAAGUGUCAUCCUCAGAGGGGACCCCAAUACAAGGAAGUAAACUUAGAAUGCCAGGAUAUUUAUCAGGGAAGGGUUUCCACUCUGGAGAAGACAGUGGCCUAAUUUCAACAGCAGCGACAAGAGUCAGGGCACAUUUUGCAGAAACUAGAAGAACACCAAGCAGGCCGGGAAGUCGGACAGGAAGCAAGGCAGGCAGUAGAGCGAGCAGCCGCCGGGGCAGUGAUGCAUCAGACUUUGACAUUUCAGAAAUCCAGUCUGUGUGCUCAGACACGUCAGAGACUGUCCAUACCCCAAUCAGACCAACUCCACGGCCAAAUUCUAGGUCAGCAUCCGGCAAGCCUUCCAAAAUCCCAACUCCCCAAAGAAGAUCACCUGCCAGCAAGUUAGAGAAAUCCUCCAAGAGAUAAUGCCAUGGGCUUGUCACAGUCUUCUUUUCCUGUGCAUUAAAUAUUUAAGUUUGUAAGAUGUAAAAUAUUCUGUAGAAAUUAUUGUGAAAUAUUACAAGAGUUGGAUUUUUAAUUUCGCAGAUGGCCUUAUUUGUGUAUUUGUCUUGUUUAUUUUAUGUGUAUAAUUUUUCUCAAUUUUUUGUUUGUUUAUGCCAUAUCCUAUGUGAACAGGAGAAAGGUUUUGUUAAUGUAAACUAACAGGUGGUUGCAGUAACAUGUAGAGAGAUCACUAAAAGCAAUUGCUGAAUGUACAGUUAAGUCUUUGCGUCCUAAGUCUACGGGGCUUGUUGCGUCACCAUUAACAGGGAAGGAUACCUCAUUACUUGUCUUAAGACAAAUAAAAAAAGAAAAGAAAAAUUAUCCACUUUGAGCUAACAGAGUGGACACGAAAAGGCAUGUGGCAGGGAUGCUAAGGAACAGGAGACACAGUACACACUGCAAACAAUCGACAGCAUUGUCCAGAGAAUUCACAAAUAAUGUUAUUUAAAGAACACUUGCCCGUACUACAGUACUCUAAUAUGUUGCAUCAUUUUCUGCGCCAUUGCGUUAAAGAGGGCAGAAUCAAUCUGGAUACUAGAAUUAUUACACUUGCAGCAGAAUGACAGUAUAAUCUGCAUUCAUAUCAAUGUGAGGUUUUCUUUUGCUUGAGUGGAUGAUAGCACUGUAUCACUGGACUCAUUUUAUAUCAGAGUAGUCUUGCUUGCAAAAAGAACAAAAAGAAUUCUAUGAAAUAAAUCUUGACCCUUCUCUUUGUUGCUUUUGUAUUCCUUAUAUCCCAGGGAGAUUCAUGUUCAGUGUCAUGUUUACAAUACUGUGAAAUCUGAAAGCUCCAACCGUUACUUUCAGGACAAACUUUAUUGUAUUUUUCCCGUUCUCUGCCACAUUUCAAGCAAUUACUGUAUUCUUUUAAUAAAACAAUGUUUACAUAUCAGUGGA